Messenger RNA from Cannabis sativa, 1333 nucleotides. Its product is annotated as protein SOB FIVE-LIKE 1. The coding region runs from base 675 to 1073 and encodes 132 amino acids. The transcript has a single exon. Gene Ontology annotation, biological process: cytokinin biosynthetic process. NCBI's taxonomy places the organism in Eukaryota, Viridiplantae, Streptophyta, Magnoliopsida, Rosales, Cannabaceae. The record is from RefSeq and is a predicted model, not a curated record.
ACUAUCCAAACCUUAUAGGAAAAUGACAAAAAGUCGAUUUGAUAGGGGUGCAUUUAAUUCGAUUCACAGAAAAAAGGCUACCCUUUGUUGAUGACAAAACAGCAGGAGAAUUCAAGAAGUGUAACAGAUAAACAAGAGACUGUGUAAAGCUACAUAAAUGUUUGUGAAAGUGGGGAAGGAGGGGGUUGGCUCAUCUGCUAUCCCCAAGUUAAAAGCUGCCCUUUUUAUUUAUGAAAUAGGCAGAGAAAUAAAAGGUGGUAAUUUUCCAGGUGAAAAACUCAACAACCCAAGUGAGCUUAUCUCACUAAUAUCACAUACAGUCUUAAGAUUUUUCUUUAUAAUUUUUUUAUUAUAAUUAUUUUCUAAUAUUGGAUCCUCUUUUUAUCACCAUUGGUUUGUCUUCUAGUCAUCUAAGCACUGUAAAUUAUGGUGGAUAGGGUUGCCAGGUAGUGGUAUGUACCUUCCACUUGAAUAAUGACACUGUUGAUCUAUUAAGUUGUUUUUUUGUCCUUGUAAAGGAGUCAUCUCAGUUUUUCAAAAUGUAAAUAGCAACUAGUAACCAGUUUAUAUAUCUAUAUAUAUGGAUGGUGAACCAAGGUGUUUGAUGCUCUUUCACACUGUAGAUUACAUAAAAACAAUCUUAUCAAAGUUUUUAAGUCUUGGUGGGAUUAGAGAUGGAGUCUUCUUCCCAUCUUUUUGGAAGUUCAGAGAAGCCUACCUACGACACAGAAUCCGGUUGGACAAUGUACAUUGGUUCCCAAAUCCAACAUGGAGUCGAUGAUCGUCUACACGAAAAUGAAAACAAACCUUAUAAAGGUGAAGACUUCAAUGGUGAAAGUGAUGACUCCAUGGCUUCAGAUGCCUCCUCUGGUCCAACUCUCAGUGAGCUUGGAGUGAAGGAGAGAAGUCAAAUCUCGGGUGCUCUUAGAAACAGAGUAAAUGUACUUCAGCAUAGCAAAUGUUCUAAACUUGGCAAGCAAGAGAAGAAGAGAAUUGAAAGUAGAAGGAAUACUAAAGGAGAGAAAGAACUUGAGAAAGUUAGAAAAGCUGAAAGUGCUUCUAGCCAAGUCUAAGGUUGAGGUAAAACAUGAAAACACCAACCAAACUAGUUAGUGGCCAAAUAUUUUCUUUUAAACUUUUUCGUUGUUGUUCUUGUUGUUGUUGUUGUUGAUGAUGUCGUCUCUGAUUCUAUUCUGAAAUAGCAUAUUUUCUCUGUUUUGACACAAUGUCUUCUCUUGUGUAUCCAAACUUGUAAAAAUAACUUGAAUACUUUUUUCUUUAUCUUAGUUCUUUAUAUGUGUUAAGGGAUGAGAGACUGCAUGUUUGCAUGAAA